This is a messenger RNA of Plectropomus leopardus (leopard coralgrouper), 527 nucleotides long. RefSeq lists its product as uncharacterized. Gene Ontology annotation, cellular component: cytoplasmic side of late endosome membrane; nucleus; cytoplasmic side of lysosomal membrane. The record is from RefSeq and is a predicted model, not a curated record. Lineage: Eukaryota; Metazoa; Chordata; Actinopteri; Perciformes; Serranidae. Gene Ontology annotation, molecular function: zinc ion binding.
CACAUCUCUGCAAACUGGCUGCAGCACCCCACCAAGCACAAUGAGUGCAGAUGUACAAAUAGAGCCUCCUCUCUACACGUACCUCACACCAGAUGAGGGUCAGCCUGUUUACGACAAUCCACUGGACCCUCCCUUACAUCCUCCGCAGACCCCCUCUAAGGCCUUGCCAGUGUACACUGCAGGAGGAAACACGCAGGCAGCAGGUCGCAAAACUGGCCAUGAGAUGUUUGUGAUUGACGACAGGGAUCUGGGGCGUCAUCCUGGCAUGACGACGUGCACCCACUGCCAGCAGCAGGUCAUGACCAACGUCACGUUCAAAGCAGGACAGUUUGCCUGGAUACUGUGCACAACCAUCAUCGUCCUCGGACUACUCAUGUGCCUUGUUCCCAUGUUGCUGCUUCCGAUUCCUUUCUGCGUGAAAAGCUGCAAGGAUGCGUACCACACGUGUCCCCGCUGUGAGAGAGUGCUGCACAUUGAAAAGAGACAAUGCUGUAAACAACCGUGAGAACAAAAACGGAGCCAUAGAA